Messenger RNA from Drosophila albomicans, 2117 nucleotides. RefSeq names its product protein PTCD3 homolog, mitochondrial. Gene Ontology annotation, biological process: mitochondrial translation. Gene Ontology annotation, molecular function: rRNA binding; ribosomal small subunit binding; protein binding. The coding region runs from base 110 to 2077 and encodes 655 amino acids. The record is from RefSeq and is a predicted model, not a curated record. The transcript is spliced from 2 exons. NCBI's taxonomy places the organism in Eukaryota, Metazoa, Arthropoda, Insecta, Diptera, Drosophilidae. Gene Ontology annotation, cellular component: mitochondrion.
GCCUCGGUCACACUGGCUGUAACACAUCUUAAGCAACGUUUUAUUUAUAAAUUAAAAAAUACUUUAUUUUAACUGAAAAUAGGCAGAUUUAUAAUUAAAAUCGCUUACAAUGUAUCUAACGCGUCAGUUCCGCCUGUUGCCCAAGUCAAGUCUUGUGCGGCACAUUACAAGUGGCAAUGGGACACAUUACACAACCACAACACCGGCUGCAGAAGAGCACAUUGAAAUUCCCAAUCGCAUUGAACGCUCCCCCACAGAUUUAUUGCAGGCAUUGGCCAGCACUGUGGGACGCGAUCCGACCGCGCCGCAUUACAAAUACCACGAUGAUCCUUUUCUGAUACCUAUGUCAAAUGUGGCCAAGCGAGCUUAUACGCUAUCGAAGGAGGCGGGGCGUAAAGCUGCUAGCUGGAUUAAAGAAGAGCAUCGCGAGUUAUUUUUGCAUCAAGAAGCACAACCACCCAUAGAGAAAUUUGCUCCCCGCAUGGUUUACACUGAAGAAUCGGAAGUGGAUGCCAGCUCGCUGCAGCAGAUAAUUGCACAAGGUGAACUAACGGAUGCUGUGUUGGUGUUUAAUCUGUUGGAGCAGAAGGGCAUCGAGGUCAGUGAUGAACUAAAGCAAAGCCUACUGGAGCUUGUUUGUUUCUACAACAAUCAGGAGCCGUUGCCGGAGGAUUUCUUGGAGGAACGUUGGUUCAGUGAGAAUAGCCGGCGUCGUGAACGUCACGGUAAAACCUGGAAGGAUGGUGAUCUGGCCGAGAAACUGUAUGCUGCCCUGGAGCCAAAGACACCGCAGCCCUAUGCAGCUCUCAUCCGUGGCAUGGCUAAGUAUCUGCAGUGCGAGCGAGCAUAUGCACUGUUACAGGAAGCUAACGAAAAGCGGAUACAACUGGACACCAAUACCUACAAUUCUAUCAUCCAGAUUAUCAGUUUUUUGAAAGAAACAGCCGAUCAACGUUGGCAGCUGUGCAAUGAUCUGAUGCAGCAAAUGGCCGAGCAACAAUUGCGUCCCAAUCUGGGCACUCUUAACGCCGCGCUGCAGUGCAUCAGUUCUUUUGGCAACUUUAAAUUGGCUCGCAGCUCUGCCCUGAAGAUACUAUCGGAAUUUAAGCAACUGGGUGUGGUUCCUAGUCUAGGCACUUAUUACUUUUUACUGAUUAUAUUCUGUCGCGAGCGUGCUCCAGUUUCGCACGUCAUCGUGGAUAUUCUGAAUGAAAUUGCUGGCAAGAACUUCAAGAUCGAACAUCAACGGGACACAUAUUUCUUUGCCACGGCCAUGGACGUGUGUCGCAAUCAUUUGCACGAUAAAGCGCUGGCCAAGAAGGUGGAUGAACUGCUGCACACAGGCAACAACUAUGACUUGGUUGGCGACUCCUUCAAAGAAUCCAUUUACUAUCGCAAUUAUUUGGCACUCUUAUGCCAGACCGAAACCAUUGAAGAUUUCAUGCGCACAUACGAUCUGCUGGUGCCGAACAUCUAUAUACCCGAGCCAGGCAUCAUGGAGGAGAUACUGCGAGCCUUGGAGAUCAAUGCCGCCGUUGAGCACAUACCCCGGAUCUGGUCCGAUAUGGUAAUAUUCGACCACACCCAUCGCGAAAGCCUCUUGCUCUUAUUGCUGCGCAUCAUGGUCGAUAAUCGUCCCAAUGCAGAUGCGCCUGGCCAACAGCAGUUGCCCGAACAAUGCGCAAAGGUGGCUAUCGACAUGUACAACAAGAUCGAAGAGUCGUCGAAGCGAGUACGCAAAGUCUCCUUUACCGGCCACAUGCUGGGUGACAUUCUAACACUGAUAGUACGCGGUGAUAGCAGCAGCUUCGAUAAAGCCAGCGAAGUAUUCUCCUACAUUGACAAGCAGCAGCAUCGCAUUCCCGGCACGCCAGCUGAAAGUGCAUUGCUCGAAUACGUGGAGGCCACUGUUAAGAACAAGGCUCCCAGCCAAGCGCUGGCUACGCUGCAGUAUGCUGUGGAGAAUAACAUGGAGGCGACGACGCUGGCUCAGCGCAUCAACGAGGGGUUCACGUUGAGUGAAGUGCAUUUGGCCAAGCUGAAAUCGCUGGUUGGCGAUGGUUUCCUAGAUAAAUAAGUCCGUGAGCUGUACAUAUAUGAGAGUUGUUAAUGUCGUU